Molecule: messenger RNA, 1584 nt
Organism: Ogataea parapolymorpha DL-1
Lineage: Eukaryota; Fungi; Ascomycota; Pichiomycetes; Pichiales; Pichiaceae
Product: WD40 repeat-containing protein
Exons: 1
Coding region: 1-1584 (527 amino acids)
Biological process (GO): DNA replication-dependent chromatin assembly; nucleosome assembly
Cellular component (GO): CAF-1 complex; nucleus
Molecular function (GO): protein binding
Source: RefSeq, a predicted model, not a curated record
AUGUCCAUUGAGGCCGCCAUCCACACUCUUCAUUGGCACGAUAACAACCUCCCGAUCUACUCACUGGAUAUCCAGCGAACGAGUAAUCCCGUGACCGGUACCCGUAGCGCACGCGUGGCUACUGGGGGAGGAGACAACAACGUGCGAAUCUGGCGUGUAAACUAUACAGAGACCAAAGUAGAGUCUGUGGAAUAUCUGAGCUCGCUUACCAAGCACACCCAAGCAGUCAAUUGUGUCAGAUUCAAUCCUUCUGGCGAUAUGCUAGCGAGUGCUUCGGAUGACGGAACAAUAAUGAUAUGGUGCCUGUCGGAUAAAAUUAUUAAGGAAUUCGGCAAUGAAGACGACGAUGUGAAGGAGAGCUGGUAUUUGGAAACAUCGUGUAGAUCCUCGACGCUUUCGGAAAUCUACGACAUCUCGUGGUCGCCGGAUUCCAAAUACAUCUGUUGCGGAUCAAUGGAUAAUAUCACGCGUAUAUUCAGCGUGGCCACGGGUGCUAUGAUCAAGCAGAUUGCUGAACAUAACCACUACGUGCAGGGUGUCACGUGGGAUCCUCGGAACGAAUACAUUUGUUCUCAAUCAGCAGACAGAUCUGUCCAUAUCUACAAGAUUGUGUCAGAAAAAGGAGCAGACUUGGUUCUCUCUCCUACCACCUUCUACAAAAUCAUUCGCGCAGAGCUGCCAAGCAAGAGUCUCACCACGGAAAACCUCAAAGAAAACACCGAAAGCUCCAACAUGGACCCUCCUUUACAAACACCCCGCCACAAAAGGACGCAUUCAAAUUCGUCUACGUCUUCCUCGCAUUCCAUCGCGGUUUCGGCAACGCGCUCGUCGUCUCCGCUUCCAGCGGUAAUGCCGGCUUCGCCCAAUCCUGUCUACAAAAGCCUGCAACUCUACCACAACGAAACGCUCCAAUCAUUUUUCAGGCGACUCACUUUUUCUCCAGACGGCAUGCUAUUGUUCAGCUCUAGUGGAGUGUUCAAAACAGAUGCGUCUGAGGAAAACAUCAAUACUGUUUAUAUACACACGCGAUUUGGCCUCAACAAGCCUCCGGUUGCACAUCUGCCUGGGUUUAAAAAGCCGGCCAUAGCCAUCAAAUUUAGUCCGGUGCUAUACAAGCUUCUGGAGAACGAAAAAAGUGUUUUCAAACUGGACUACCGCAUGGUUUUUGCCGUGGCGACGCAGGACUCGGUCGUGAUAUACGACACGCAAAGACUCAAGGCGCUGGGCAUAGUCACAAACAUCCACUACUCAGUGAUCACAGACCUCAGCUGGUCCUCGGACGGGCAGAUCCUUAUGGUUUCGAGCGCCGACGGAUUUGUUUCAAGCGUCAACAUAACACACUCGCUGGUCGGCGAGGUGGAAACGUACAGCGUGAGCGAAUAUCUGAGUAAGCACAAACUCACAAAUGCUCCGGCGAACACCGGUCAACAAAGCUCCAUUAUAGACCUGCUGAGCACAGACGCGACGCCGGCACCGGAGUCGAUCGGGAAACCGGGAGACUCAGUGCAGGUGAUCGACAUCACGACUCCGCAGCCGGAGCGCGAUACAACGCCGGAACCCGCACCCAAGAGGCCCAAAAUAUAA